UAUGACAUCAGACAGACUUGGCCCUGUUGUUCCAGAUUUGACCAGCCAAGAGACCAAUAGACUUGAACGAACUAGUUCCUUGGUUGAUUUGGCAAUUCGGGAUGGAGUUCCAUAUCCUCCUAGGCCUGCAAUUAAUAAUGUUCCUCCAUACCUGAAUAUGUUGACUCGAACAUUUUCUGUUCCAAAUGUGAACCAGUACACGGGUGCAAUAGGUCCUUAUCGACCAGCAAAUCCUGUCUAUACUUAUUAUAGCUAUAAAUGCUAUUUUCCAUAUAGAAAUUAUCGAGGCUACACACUGACGGAUGCUUAUUGGUACGACCGUUAUUAUUAUUUUUCGCCAAUAUACAAACGGUCAAUGUUUCCAAUUAGAUUCCGGCAUUCGGACUACAAAGCCAAUCCAAAUUAUUGGCACUAUCCACACACCUAUUGGAGCUACCCUUAUCAAGGAAAAUGGUAUGACUAUGACAAUCCAACAAAUUACCGCCCAUUCUUCGACCCACGAAUCAGCGCAUCAUUUUCAAGACCUUACCAUUACACAUCACAUGCGCUAGCAUACCCAAAUAACCAUCAACAAGGAAUGAUCCAGAAUCGAUUCUAA
This is a messenger RNA of Meloidogyne enterolobii, 598 nucleotides long. Lineage: Eukaryota; Metazoa; Nematoda; Chromadorea; Rhabditida; Meloidogynidae. The record is from the annotation of a GenBank genome assembly.